Messenger RNA from Bursaphelenchus okinawaensis, 1006 nucleotides. The record is from the annotation of a GenBank genome assembly. NCBI's taxonomy places the organism in Eukaryota, Metazoa, Nematoda, Chromadorea, Rhabditida, Aphelenchoididae.
AUGUCCGAGCAUAGUGGGUAUGUUGGGGACGGCAUAACCGAGCUAGAUUCUGGUAACGGCUUGAGUCAACUGUUUGGGCCAGUGAAAAAAAGCCGUUCUGCCCAUUACAAUGACGAUAUCAGGCUGUGCAUAAUCGAAGAGGUCUACAAACAGCCUAUAUUAUGGGACCCGGGGAAUACGGAGCGCAUCACGAUGCUACAAAGAAGACGUGCCUACAGUGAGAUUGCUUUUAAGAUCGGAAAUCAGGAAAACGGAUUGAAGGCGGCUGAUGUGGAACGACAAUGGAAGAACUUAAAGGUAGGGUUUGAGCGUUAAAUACAAGUCGUUUAGGAUACGUACAUCAAACUGAAGAAGAAGGUGACCACUGAUGAGCAGGGAAAUCUCCUGAUUCCCAAAUGGAAGUUCUUCCGAUGUCUAGCCUUCAUCGACAACGAAGAUCUGGAGUGUUUUAAUAUUAUGGAGGAGAUUGCUUUCGCGCGGAAAGAGCAUGGCAUUGAAGCCAAAAACCAAGAAAACUGCAAGUCGAAUAUAUCAGACAAUAGUAACAGAUUACUCGAGUUAUCAGUAGAACCAAUAGAACGGCCCAAAAAGCGAAUGAAAUUAGAGAAAGUUGUAGUUAAACCAUCUACAUCUACUGUCCCCCGACCCACCACAUCAACACCUGAAGUUAAAAAUAAAGUUCCUCCUGUUAUGACUCCAAGUUCAUCCAAGAUAGAAAGGGAUGAUGGUUUGAUGGAUGAAUAUACAGCAUUUUGUAAGUACCAGACUAAUUAACAUAGGUACUUUUUAGUAAAAUUGAGUCGUUUUCAAAGAAAAAUGGUUUAAAAUAAAAAGUACGCUAAUAAUAUAAAAAUAGAGUAAUAAAAUAUCUUUAGGCAACUCCUUAAUACACCCCUUAAAAGAAAUAGGCGACUACAGUAAGCUAGAGUACUACAAGUUCCAAAAAAUGGUUCGCGAUGCCUUGUUUGACGUUCAAAUGAAAAUACAUACCUCAAGAAUAUCGUGA